CUGUUUCUUUUCUGGCCCUUAUCUGGCCUAUCAUAGUAAGAGGUCAGUAUGUUUUCCACACUUGGAUAAUCUCAUUCAAGAAUUUUUGUCAAUGGACAAGUCAUAAGAAGCCCUUCCAUUUUAGGGCUCGUUGACGUCACCAAGGAGGCGAUAAAUAUCUGUUGAUAUAAUUGGAUGUGAGAUUCAGUGUUGAAAUAGCAGAACUCUGUCCCUCGCUCCUUGGCAGGGCCCUAUGAUUUAUGCAGGAGCAGAGGCAGCACGCAAUAGAGCUGUCAAGAGAGCGUCAGCUUAUUAGGCAAAUGCUGCGUGCUUUCUGAAGAGGGUCGACGUUAUAAAAUCUCACUCCAGGCUCUGGUGUGGAGAAACUCAGAGCCCAAGUACGUUGAGAGACUGAAGAGAAAGGGAAGAGGCAAAGGAAGGAGAGGAGAGAGGCGAAGAGGAAGAGAUCCUGCAAGAGACAUCCUGGGAGAGGUCCCUCUGCAGAGGCAGCAGCAGCACGCUCACUUGCCAAGGGAGGAGAAGCGAGCGCCCCUAACAUGAGGCUGCGACUGCUGGUGUCCGCGGGCAUCCUGCUGAUGGCUCUGUCGCCCAGCCCUCCGUGCAGGGCCCAGCUGAGCAGGGGACCCGUCCCAGGCGCUCCGCGGUCCCCGCAGCCCCUGAAUUUCCUGCAGCCAGAAGAGCCCCAGCAGCCUCAGCCGGUUCUGAUCCGCAUGGGAGAAGAAUACUUCCUCCGCCUGGGGAACCUCCACAGGGGCCCCGCUGCUCGGCUGUCGCCCGACCCCUCGCCCCUCUCCGCGGGUCGCGACAGCCGCCCCUCGCAGGACCAGGCAGCCGCUAACUUUUUCCGCGUGUUGCUGCAGCAGCAGCAACCGCAGCAGCAGCAGCAGCAGCAGCAGAUGCCUCAGCGCUCGCUCGACAGCCGCGCGGGGCCGGCGGAGCGCGGCGCCGAGGACACCCUCGGCGACCACCAGGGGGCGCGGGAGAGGGUGAAGCGGGCCGAGGAGCCGCCCAUCUCUCUGGAUCUCACCUUCCACCUUCUGCGCGAAGUCUUGGAAAUGGUCGAGGCAGAGCGUUUAGCGGAGCAAGCUCACACCAACAGGAAACUGAUGGAGAUUGUUGGGAAAUGAAAUGGUGUGUUUGGCCAAGGCGAUUCUGCAUUUAGCGCAACAGUGAAAACAAAAAAGUUUAAAACAGUAUUCUGUACCAUAUCGCAGCUCUGAUAUUGUUUAUUUAUUUUUAUAGAGCUUGAAGCAUAGACUAUGUACAGGGAGAGAGCCUAUAUAAUUAUUGUUUAAUUAGCAUGCACAAAGUGUAUUUCUGUGCAGUAGCAAAACAAUGUGAUUUGAAUUGCCCGUGCUUAGUUUUCCGUGUGCAAAUAAGUGUCUUUAUAGCUGUAUCUUAAAGAAAACGUGGACCCAAGGAAGAAGGUUUUUUGAGAAGCAUAUGGAAGUCACUGGUUGUUUUGGGGGGUCACAGCAGAAAAGAAUUCAUUCUCAAGGGGUGGCCAGGACGAGAUGUGCAAGCUCUCUGAAUCAACAUUUUCUUGUAAACGUUUCAAUAAUAAAACAUCUGUCCAAUCCUUGGUCAAUUUGGUUGUGUAAGAGAACGUUGAACAUUUAUAUUUUUAAUAAAAUCUGCAAAGGUUA
Peromyscus maniculatus bairdii (prairie deer mouse) is the source of this 1646-nucleotide messenger RNA. It is a transcript of the gene Crh, whose product is annotated as corticotropin releasing hormone. NCBI's taxonomy places the organism in Eukaryota, Metazoa, Chordata, Mammalia, Rodentia, Cricetidae. Gene Ontology annotation, cellular component: extracellular region. Gene Ontology annotation, molecular function: corticotropin-releasing hormone activity. Gene Ontology annotation, biological process: positive regulation of cortisol secretion; negative regulation of epinephrine secretion; negative regulation of glucagon secretion. The record is from RefSeq and is a predicted model, not a curated record.